This is a messenger RNA of Vitis riparia (riverbank grape), 2177 nucleotides long. RefSeq names its product LEAF RUST 10 DISEASE-RESISTANCE LOCUS RECEPTOR-LIKE PROTEIN KINASE-like 1.2. Gene Ontology annotation, molecular function: ATP binding; protein kinase activity; polysaccharide binding. The coding region runs from base 297 to 2177 and encodes 626 amino acids. The record is from RefSeq and is a predicted model, not a curated record. Gene Ontology annotation, biological process: protein phosphorylation. Lineage: Eukaryota; Viridiplantae; Streptophyta; Magnoliopsida; Vitales; Vitaceae. The transcript has 5 exons.
CCAAUUCCACUCUCACAAAUCACUCAGCCAAUGAGUUGACUAUCUAAUUGUUAGUAAUAAUCAUAUAGAACUAAUUAUGGUUGUGGUGUCUCUAAGUUUGGCCCUUCGGGAUUUUAAGUCUAUAUUUUACCAUACACUCUUAGCAAAGCGUCAUCACUCGUUAAACUUGAGUAGACUUAUGGGUUUAUACAUUUACAAAGUCAAUUGAAUCAAUCAAUGAAUUUUCUGAUAUAUCCCUCAUCUGUAUCAUCAUAUUUCUCACUCCUCCACCAAUCCAUUCCCGUUAUCUUCUCAAAAUGCAUCCCAAUUUGCCCCCUUCUUCCUUGGUCAUCCCUGCCAUCAUCUUUCUCCUCUCCCACCAAUUUCCAAACUUUGUAUGCAGUGACGAAUUUCACUAUUCAAACUGCAAUUCUCCGGUGGAAUGCGGUGGAUUGGGCAAAAUCGAGUAUCCUUUCUGGGUAAACGGCGCCCAGCCUGAUUACUGUGGCCAUCCCAGGUUCAAGCUGGAUUGCCUGCGUGGUGAUUUUCCCACCAUACAGAUCAUGCACCGGGACUAUCUUGUCAUGGACAUCGAUUAUGACACCCAAAUCCUAAAGAUGGCGACCUUCUAUGAAUUCUUUUGUCCUGAAUUCGACAUAACCAUGGAUUCAACUCUCUUCAGCUAUACUUCCGACGUUGAAAUCGCCACCGUAUUUUACGAUUGUUCCUCCACUGAUCCACACCCAGGAUCUUACAACUUUUCCUGCGUGAUCAAUAGCUUUCCAAGCCACGCUUACUUGGUUACAAAUACGUCAGCGGCAAGUGAAUUCGCAUCGGAAUGCAAGUUCAGUGCUUCAGUUCCAGUGGUCGUGCCAAAGUCAGCAGACGGUGUGAAAGAGAUAUUGAGUUCCGUGUUUAAGGUGAACUGGACGGUAAACAAGACAGAAUGCGAUGAAUGCGUUGGGUCUGGGGGUAGGUGUGGAUAUAACAGCACCUUGGACCAACCUUGCUGUUUUUGUCCUGAUAACCCUUACCGAAACAAAUGUCCAAAUCUACGUUCAAAGGAACCAAAACAUCUCAAGAAGGUUAUUAUAGGUGUUUGUGCUGGAUUAGGUACUCUCCUUAUUUCAAGCAUUUUUUUCCUCAUGUAUCUACGCCGCUACAAGAAGCGCUAUCCUCCACCUUUUCUCCCUCGAAUUAUCUCUUCUGAUCCCUCUUCGAAGACAAAUUUUGAGAGCCAGGGCAGCUUACACGGUGUCCAUAUAUUCACUUACGAAGAACUUGAAGAAGCCACUAACAAUUUUGAUUCCAGCAAAGAACUAGGAGAUGGAGGUUUUGGCACCGUAUAUCAUGGCAAACUCCGUGAUGGUCGUGUUGUUGCUGUGAAGCGCUUAUAUGAAAACAAUUACAAGAGGGUUGAGCAGUUCAUGAAUGAAGUUGAGAUCCUCCAACUUUUGCGCCACCGAAACCUAGUCUCCCUAUAUGGGUGCACCUCUCGCCACAGCAGAGAGCUCCUCCUUGUAUAUGAAUACGUUCCUAACGGUACUGUUGCUGAUCAUCUUCACGGUGAACAAGCUAAACCUGGAUCACUCACAUGGCCAACUCGAAUGAAAAUUGCCAUAGAGACUGCAAGUGCAUUGAAAUAUCUCCAUGCUUCUGAUAUCAUCCACCGUGAUGUCAAAACCAACAAUAUUCUCCUUGACAACAACUUCUCUGUGAAAGUUGCAGAUUUUGGGCUGUCCCGUCUCUUCCCAACAGAUGUUACCCAUGUUUCAACUGCUCCACAAGGAACUCCUGGAUAUGUUGAUCCCGAUUAUCACCAAUGCUACCAGCUUACAAGCAAGAGUGACGUCUAUAGCUUUGGGGUGGUCCUGAUUGAGCUUAUAUCAUCAAUGCCUGCUGUUGAUAUCACUAGGCACCGGCAUGAGAUUAACUUGUCUAACAUGGCUAUCAACAAGAUCCAAAACCAUGCAUUGCAUGAACUUGUUGACUGUUCCCUUGGGUUUGAUUCAGACCAGAACAUAAGGAGGAUGAUAAUGGCAGUGGCAGAGUUGGCAUUUCAGUGUUUGCAAAAUGAGAAGGAAAUGAGACCUGCUAUGGAUGAAGUGCUUGAGGUUCUAAUGGGCAUUGAGAGUGAGGGUUGCAAUAUAGUAAAGACAGAGGAGGUGGAGAUUCCAGCAGACAGUGGGCAGAGCUAG